CCGGGCGUGGCCGUUCGACGCGAAUGGGAGGCAAUCCAGAUGGAGCUGAAGAAUAAGCUUAUUGCGCAGGAUGCAGACUUGCCAUUUACUAUGGAAUGGGACGGCGUGCCGGAUGAUGUGGCUGAGGCUGUGGCAGAUGCUGAUGUUGCUCUGGCCGCAUCUUGGCCGUUGCCUACGAACGACGGCAAGGCUGUGAUGCCCGAGCCCGAGGCCAUGGCUGCUGCAGGGACCGUCAUCCGUGGCCGGGCCAUCCGGAUCGGUGCUGCUGACGACAUCGGUCUGCCUGAGAGCGUGAAUCGGAUUGCUGGCGUCGACAUCUCGUUUGUCAAGGGCGAUGCGGUGCGGGCGGCGGCGUCGCUGGUUGUCCUCAGCUACCCGGCGCUCGACGUGGUCUACACCGACAUCUGGCCGGUCGAGCUCGAUCAGCCGUACAUUCCGGGCUUUCUCGCUUUUCGCGAAGUGGGUUUCUUUGUGGAGGCUUUUGAGCGGCUGCGUGCGACCGCGCCCGAGCUUGUGCCAGACGUGGUGCUGGUCGACGGCAAUGGUGUACUCCACCGCCGCGGCUUUGGCCUCGCCUCGCAUCUCGGCGUCCUCAUCGACGUUCCGACAAUCGGCAUCGGCAAGUCGUUCUACCAUGUCGACGGCGUGUCUCAAGAAGACAUUGUUGCCACCUCGCGCGAGGUUCUGACCGCCGCUGGCGACGCGCUGCUAGUGGUUGGCGAGAGCGGGCGUGUGUGGGGCGCAGCGUUCCGGGCCUCCGAAUCGCGCAAGGCACUGUACGUCUCAUCAGGCCACCGCGUCGGCCUGCUUAGUGCGCUGCGCAUUGUGCGCGCCUGCGCACGGUACCGCAUUCCGGAGCCGGUGCGACAGGCCGACCUGCUGUCACGCGACUACGUCCGCGACGUCAUGCUCGGCGAUCAAGCUAGCGCCUGA
Molecule: messenger RNA, 933 nt
Organism: Thecamonas trahens ATCC 50062
Lineage: Eukaryota; Apusomonadida; Apusomonadidae
Product: endonuclease V family protein
Exons: 1
Coding region: 40-933 (297 amino acids)
Biological process (GO): DNA repair
Cellular component (GO): cytoplasm; nucleolus
Molecular function (GO): RNA endonuclease activity producing 5'-phosphomonoesters, hydrolytic mechanism; single-stranded RNA binding
Source: RefSeq, a predicted model, not a curated record